AUGAAAAUGCCAAAGCGCUUACAUACAGCAUCAGUUUUACCUGGUGGGAAAAUUCUGGUUGAUGGUGGCUUUUAUAACAAUACUUUGGCUUCAGCUGAAAUCUACGAUCCAUUAACGGGAAACUGGACGAGAACGGGAUACAUGAAUUUUCCACGAUAUUCACAUGAAACAAUCGUAUUAUCCAAUGGAGCAGCGUUAGUUGUUGGUGGAACUGAUGACGGGACUGCAUCGGCUCAUUGUGAAAUGUAUGAUCCAGUAUCAGGAAACUGGACAAUUAAAAGAGAUUUCACCAAGCGACGAUACGGGUACACACUGUCAUUAUUGCAGAAUGAAUCAGUGUUCGUGACAGGUGGAAGAUGCCAAUCUGAUGCUUUGUCUAUUUGUGAAUUAUUUGACAUAGCAAAUGGAACAUGGUCUCUUGUAGUUAGUUUAAAUAACAAACGAUAUGAACGCACACAGCAACUGUUUAACCUAACGGAAAAGUAA
Messenger RNA from Adineta ricciae, 486 nucleotides. Lineage: Eukaryota; Metazoa; Rotifera; Eurotatoria; Adinetida; Adinetidae. The record is from the annotation of a GenBank genome assembly.